Podospora anserina S mat+ is the source of this 699-nucleotide messenger RNA. RefSeq lists its product as uncharacterized. Lineage: Eukaryota; Fungi; Ascomycota; Sordariomycetes; Sordariales; Podosporaceae. The coding region runs from base 1 to 699 and encodes 232 amino acids. The record is from RefSeq and is a predicted model, not a curated record. The transcript has 2 exons.
AUGGGCGGCGCAAGCUCCAAACCAGCACAGAAUGCUGUGCGCAAGUUUCCGACCAGAGCUCCAGGAUCAGCGACCCCCUCAUCUCUCACAGCUCAUCUCGAGCGCAAGCACAGGCUGUACCCCCAAAGUCCACAACUCAACUUGCGCCACGGCCCUCUGUCACGAAGAAUGAGUGUUAGUACUGCCUUUCCAACCGAUAUCCAACCAACAUUAUGUGCUAACAACCUACCCAAAGCCGCCGGUCGACCCUCUCCAUCUUCGAAACAAGAUUCCUACUCCGCAAACCCAGACAAGACCCCCUCAGACUACCCAUCCACCGCUUUUGCCUCGCGCCUCAAACAAAUGGGCGCUGUCCAGCCUAACCCAACAUACUCCCCCUCCUCAAUAGCAUCGCCGCUAGUCGACGCUUCAGGCAUUUCCCAGUCCAUCUCCGGCCCCCUGUUUCCCUCGGCGAAGAACAACCCUACUCUUGGAGCGCUGGAAAACCGCAGGCGGCUAGAGGAACAGGCAAAGCGGGAGAUGGAGGACUGGGGCAAGUCUACUCAUCAAGGGAAGGAGCUCUUGGAUAUCGGCACCAUUAAGAAGAUCUUCGUCCUGAGUGAACAGGGCGAGUCAGACCAGGCGAUUGAGAAACAACUAGGGCUGAAAAAGGGGGUCGUGGCUAAGCUCGGAAGGGACUUUCUCUCCAUCGCCUCAUGA